Molecule: messenger RNA, 2217 nt
Organism: Leptosia nina
Lineage: Eukaryota; Metazoa; Arthropoda; Insecta; Lepidoptera; Pieridae
Source: the annotation of a GenBank genome assembly
AUGCCUUCCAUUGAUGUAAUGAUGCCUCCGGGGCAAGUAGAAGAACCGCAGGAAGAACAACAAGCGCCUCCUCCACCAGUUAUUGGUAUAAUUUAUCCGCCACCCGAAGUAAGGAAUAUUGUUGACAAGACUGCUAGUUUUGUAGCUCGAAAUGGUCCAGAGUUUGAAGCUCGUAUUAGACAGAAUGAGCUGGGGAAUCCCAAGUUCAACUUUUUGAAUUCUGGAGACCCUUACCAUGCUUAUUAUCAACAUAAAGUGAAGGAAAUUAGAGAGGGAAAAGGCCCAGAUGCAUCUGCACCGGUAGGACCUCAAAUACAAAGACCUGGUCUGGCACCAGCUACAGCUGCCAGACAGCAAGAGCUACUCAAAGCUGCUGCUCCUGUUGAACCACCUCCACCAAGAGAUCCGCCACCAGAUUUUGAAUUCAUUGCUGACCCUCCAUCUAUAUCAGCUCUUGAACUAGAUAUUGUGAAACUCACUGCGCAAUUUGUUGCUAGAAACGGCAGACAAUUUCUCACAGACUUGAUGAAAAAGGAGGAACGCAACCAUCAAUUUGAUUUCCUGCGCCCACAACAUUCCCUCUUUCAAUACUUUACUCGUCUUCUAGAGCAAUACACCAAAGUACUGUUGCCACCAAAGGAGCUGGUGUCUAAACUGACCUCUGAGAUUAGAACUGGUGUAUUGGACCAAGCUCGCACCAGGGCAGCAUGGCAUUCACAUCAAGCUAAGCGCAAAGCUGCAGAUGAAGCAAGAAUUGAAAAGGAAAGAUUGGCAUAUGCUUCUAUAGAUUGGCAUGAUUUUGUGGUAGUUGAAACUGUGGAUUACCCAGCUGGGGAGCUAGGAGAGUUUCCUCCGCCUACCACACCAUUAGAAGUGGGAGCGAGAGUCUUAGCCCAGGAACGUGGUGAAGACAUAGCCCAUCAUGAUGAAGACGAUACAGAAAUGCAGAUUGAAUCCGAGUCUGAUUCCGAAUCUGAUGAUGAUUUGGCCGAGAUGGAGGAUCGUACGCAUCAACAGCAGCGCCCUGAUGACAAUCGGGUUCAAGAUAUGGAGGAAGAAAGCUCAUCAUCUGAAGAUGAGAGGCUGCCAGAUACUCAUAGACACACAGACGAGGCGCCAUUGCCACCUAGGCCAGACCGCGUGGUAGUUAAGAAGUAUGAUCCGAAGAGAGCUAGACCGCAACCGGCACCGACCAGUGAGGAAUGGCUUGUUUCGCCGAUCACAGGAGAAAAGAUUCCUGCUAAUAAGGUGGCUGAUCACGUCAGAAUUGGAUUGCUUGAUCCUCGCUGGUUGGAGCAGAGAGAUCGUGCAGCAGCUGAGCGUACAGACAGGGAUGAAGCGCUUGCACCAGGGGCUGCUAUUGAGGAAUCACUUAAACAUCUUGCUGAACGUCGUACCGAUAUUUUCGGAGUGGGUGAUGAAGAAACUGCUAUUGGUAAGAAGAUAGGUGAAGAAGAGAAGAAACGGGACGAGAGAGUCACAUGGGAUGGCCACACUUCCAGUGUGGAGGCGGCUACGAGAGCUGCCCGUGCGCACAUCACGCUAGAGGACCAAAUUCAACAAAUACACAAGGUGAAAGGUCUCCUCCCUGAUGAGGAAAAGGAGAAGAUUGGUCCAAAACCCGUUCCCCAAUCCUCGCGUAUGGCGAGACCAGCCCCACCACCUGCACCGCCUCGCCCUCCCGCUGUACCAGCUCCAGCGCCACCGCAGGUCAUCCUGCAGCCGAUACCUCCACUCAUGGUGAUACCCCCAAUGCCCCGAGCGCCAUUAAUUCCCACACCAGUCGGUGCUCCCUUCGGAUAUGUGCCCAACGUCCCAGUGGGUAACGUCAAUGUCGGUCUCGGCACUGUUCCACUACCUGAAGACGAUGAGCCGGCAUCGAAGCGUGCUAGGACUGAAGAUGUAUUGGAAGCAGAGAGCUCUUGGCUUGCAAAACACCCGGGAAAUGUUACUAUUCAGGUAUCCCUGCCGCAAGCACCAGAAAGAAGCGAGUGGCGCUUGGAUGGUCGACUACUGUCUUUUGGAGUUUCACUUGCAUCCAGCGUCUCUGACCUCAAGCAGAAUCUUCAGAGAGCGACAAACAUGCCUAUCGCUAAGCAGAAAUUGCAUUAUGAGGGUUUGUUCUUCAAGGACACAAAUUCCUUGGCUUACUACAAUGUAUCACCGGGAGCGAUUAUACAGUUGCAAGUCAAGGAGAGAGGUGGACGGAAGAAGUAA